This is a messenger RNA of Monodelphis domestica (gray short-tailed opossum), 9776 nucleotides long. RefSeq lists its product as uncharacterized. The record is from RefSeq and is a predicted model, not a curated record. Gene Ontology annotation, cellular component: PcG protein complex; chromatin; transcription regulator complex. Gene Ontology annotation, biological process: regulation of transcription by RNA polymerase II. Gene Ontology annotation, molecular function: RNA polymerase II cis-regulatory region sequence-specific DNA binding; DNA-binding transcription activator activity, RNA polymerase II-specific. NCBI's taxonomy places the organism in Eukaryota, Metazoa, Chordata, Mammalia, Didelphimorphia, Didelphidae.
CCCCCAGCCAACGCGCAAUGCCACUAGGUUUUACGUGUCUUCAAUCAGAACCUAUUUCUAUGUUGUUGAUGUUUGCACUAGGAUGAUCCUUUAGUCUACAUCCCCAAUCAUAUCCCUAUCAACCCAUGUGAUCAAGCAGUUGUUUUUCUUCUGUGUUUCUACUCCCACAGUUCUUUCUCUGGAUGUGGAUUGUGUUCUUUCUCGUAGAUCCCUUCAAGUUGUUCAGGAUCAGUGCAUUGCCACUAAUGGAGAAGUCCAUUACAUUUGAUUGUACCACAGUGUAUCAGUCUCUGUAUACAACAUUCUCCUGGCUCUGCUCCUCUCAUUCUGCUUCAGUUCCUGGAGGUUGUUCCAGUCCCCACGGAAUUCCUCCACUUUAUUAUUUUUUUGAGCGCAAUAGUAUUCCAUCACCAACAUAUACCACAAUUUGUUCAGCCAUUCUCCAAUUAAAGGGCAUCCCCUCAUUUUCCAGAAAUUGGAAGGUCUUCACUGACCACAAAGACUAACCCAUACCCAGUAGAGAAUACCUUUUAUAGCAUUCCCUUUAUCCAUCUUUGCUUGAGUAGGAUCUGAGAUUUAGAGCUGGAAGGAACCUUGGAAGUCAAGUCAACAGAAGAGAUAAAAAUAAGGCCUAGGGACUGUUCAGGGUCACAUACACAUGUCAGUUAGGAUUCAAAUCCUACCUUCCUCUCUCCAAAUUCAAUGCUCUAUGUACUCAAACAUAUGAUGUGCUGAUAAAGAGUUAAAAAGAUAAAUUGAACACUGGUGUGGGGUAACACUAGUACCCCUAAAAGCCUGGGGUUCCAAGAUCAUAUUAAUGUAGGCACUGCCUCCCUAACUACAUAUCACAAUCAAGCUGCAAAUUCUGUGACAUUCCUGUUUGUAGCUGUUUCUAAAUAUGAUUCACAAGAAUGUAUCUAGCAGUCUAGGACUUUUCCUAGGUUUCUCCUAACAUCUUAAAGUUUUUAUUUUUGUAUAAAUGACAUGUAAGUUAAAUAAAGCACAAUGUGUUAUAGCAUUAAAUUUGACAACUGUAAAAGGGUCUCAAGUACAGUCAAGGGGUAAAGGUUUUCCUUUAUUAUCUAGUGAACUUUCUUUGGCUGUGGGGUCUUCUUCAUAAGAAAUUGAGACAAUCUCUUCUGCACUUUUCCCUCCAUUCAAAUUAGGAAAUAUUUACAAAAUUUCCUGGAGAAAAGUUCUUUUCCCCCCUUCUUAUUUUUGUAACAUGCUUGCUUCUAAGAAGCUUCAAGACUCCAGGUAGGAAGAAGAUAAUCAGAUUUCAUAGAUAUAAGCUCUGAAAUUCUGUGAUUCUAGAUUCCUGAUCUAGCUCCUUUUCUCAUCUUCACACUUGGACAUUGAGAAAAAUAAAGGGAACCAACUGAGGACUUGCAUAAUUCCGCAAGAUCUAACUGAAAAGUGGAAGAGUCAUCACCAGUGCUUGUUGAAUGGAAUGGAAAUACAGGGUCUCAAAAAAUUAAAACUUUAUUUUAAAAAAGUAGUCUUUAUUUAUAGCCAUGUUUUUUAUGGUGGCAAAAAAAUUGGAAAAUGAGGGGAUGCUCUUCAAUUAGGGAAUGGCUGAACAAAUUGUGGUAUCUGUUGGUGAUGGAAUACUAUUGUACAUGGUUCAACAGGGAUAUAAUUGGGGAUAUAGACUCUAAAUGAUUACCCUAGUGCAAAUAACAAUGUGGAAAUUGGUCUUGAUCAAUGACACUUGUAAAAUCCAUUGGAAUUGCUCUUGGCUACAGGAGGGGAGUGGGAGGAGGGAAGGGAAAGAACAUGAAUCUUGUAACCAUGGAAAAAUAUUCUAGAUUAAUUAAUUAAAUAAACUUUUAAAAAGUAGUCUUUUUAAAAGAAUCUUGAUAAAACAUGGAAAAGGCUAAUGUACUGAAUCUUCAUGAGAUUAUACAUCUUGUGGGUUAUUGGAUUUAUAUAGCUGACAAAAACAGAAAUGUUGAAUGGCUAAAAAAGUAGUGAUUUUGUGGAAGAACUUAAAAUUACAACAAUCACUCACCAGAGUACCAAAGAUUAAAAUAAAAUAUGGCCAAAGUAAAAACUGAGCCUUAAGUGUAUAAAAGAUUUAGAAAAUCUUAGUCACUGUUAUUUUGAUUACUUAAACCUGUCCCAUUAUUUUAAAUGAAUUUGAAUUUUAUAAAAUAAGCUUAGCAACCAUAUAUGAAUUAUUUUGGGAACCGUCUAUAAAGGGCAAGUUAAAAUAAAAGCAGGCAAGGAGGUUGUACAGUGGAUAGAGUGCCCAGACUGGAGUCAGGAAGACCAGAUUCAAAGAUUCAAAUCUGGCCUCAGACACUUUUGUAUGACCCUGGGCAAGUCACUGAACCUUAUCUGCGGUUUCCUCAUCUGUAAAAUGAGUUGGAGAAGGAAAUGGCAAACCACUCCGGAAUGUCUGCCAAGAAAACCCCAAAAGUGAUCGCAAAGAAUUAACCGUGACUAGGAAAUGACAAAACAGCAAAAAGUAAAAAUAGCAACAAACCAUCAAUUCAUUGAAUUGUUUGGAACAGGUUGUUCAUUUUUUUGGUGUUUUGGGGGGGACAUUUUCUGUUGGAGAAAAGUUUCUUAUACUGUCCGUGUUCAUUGCAUUUUCCCUAAUUUUCAAGUCGGAGAUUUUAAUGGCAAAAACUUGGGUUUGUGGUGGCUACCUCUUCCACAGACAAGAGCCCUUUUUUGGAAAGGACUCUUUGGGAUCUUGGUUUCAUCUCUACCAUUUCGGAAUUUCCCAAGGCUUUUGUCUGGGUAGCCCCUAGGAGGGCAGUGAAAGUCCCCUCCCCAUUAGAACUUCGUGGCCGCCCUUGUAUGCAGUUGUGGUCUCCAGGAUGGAGAUAAAUUGGGUGAGUUCAUGGCAGGGGGAGACAUUCCGAGUUCCUUCUUUUCUUACUUCCUUUCUGCAGUGACCUCUUUGACACUGGAUGGUCCGAGGGUGCCAGGGGUCAGGAGGGCAAUUGAUGGUCUUGGAAAUUAACAGCUUCAACAGGUUCCCCGGGUGGCCGGAAGGUAAAAUCCAGCGUUUCCUCCACAUAAUCUGGCCAUCUGGCGGCAGAUCUCAUAGUUUCUCUCUUCCUCCCCCUGCCCCCACCUCUACUCUUCCAGCUCCGGCUAAACUCACAUGCAAACCGCCCCUCCCCCCCCCCGGGGUUGCUCCCGCUCCAUGUGCCGCCCCUGCCCUGUUCCCCUUCUCUGCAGGCACCUCCGAAGUUCAGGCUGGUUUCAAUAGGGGAGAUCCAAGGUCUCUGCGGGGAGUCAAGCUGCCUUGACCUGGAAGAGACCCAGUCAAGUUCAAGUUCAACAAGCGCCUUCCGUAGUCAGGGCCCCGCCUCUGACUCCUAAGACCAGGCAUCUGGGGAAGCACAAGGUCCAGGGCCGCGAACUAGAUAAUUAGUAUCUAGUUUCUCGGCUCCACUGGAAGGGCCGGAAGGGUUCAGAGCCUGGGCCCUGCGCGCAGGUGCACAGGCAGUUGCACCUUCAAGGCAAAGCACGCUAGGAGAUGGAGUCCUGGACGGAUCGACCUGCCUGGACUCCAUUUCCCAGAAUGCUUCGGGAGGUUCCAUUGCUGUAGUGUGCGUCGCCCGCGAGUCAUUCAAUGAAGACCAGUGCGCGGUGUGCUGGGGCUACAUUUCUGGAGGUCCGACUUCCAAUAUUUGGCGCCUGUCUCGUGCGUGCCUUCUUCGGCUCUGAGCCUACAGCAUCGAGUAGGACCAUUUGUAAUCGUAUGCUUGAAUCCAGCUCCUUGCUCCCCUACUCCUCCAUGCGGAGUACGUCUCUGCGUCCCUGACCCUGUGGAGUGAGUGAAUGCGCGGGUGCUGCGUCUCUGCUCCCCCCCCCGCCAGGGAGGAGUGCGCAGGCUCAACCUGGGAAGGGCGGGUGCUUGCGACGGAUCUGUAACUGGGCGGGGACGCUCGUGUGGGUGUGGCCUAGUAGGUAAUUUGUCCGUGUCCGUUUGUGCCUUGGUUUUCUCAAGUCUUUAUUAAACACCUUCUGUGUGCCCAGCACAGGGUGGGUAAUAAGAGAGGCCAAAGGCAGCCCCUGUCCCAAGGGGGGAAGCCAUGUGUGAACCACCGGGGGGGAAGGCCUGGGGGGCAAUUGUGAAGGGCUUUCCUGUAGAAGCCGAAGAUGAGGGAGAGCGGCUGUAGGUCCAGCCCAGUGCUAUUGCGCGGAGUCGGGGGCGUUGCAGAGAAUGAGGAGGCGGGGCUUGGCACCCGGAAGAUCUUGUAUUUGCUCCUAGAGGUCCCCAGGCCCCAGCUUUCCUGGGAAGUAAAGGUGCCAGAGGGAUAGCCCUUGAAGGAGAAGAGCCUGCCCUGAGAUCUUUCCCCCAAGCCACCGGGCAGCCCUUGAGGUGAAGGAGUUGAUAGCAGCUUGCCUGGGCAGAGAGGCCUGGAGUGAAGCCAGAGCAGGGAGAAACCAGUGAGGAAGGAGGCCACCAUGGAGGAUAGAGCUCAUCUUCCUCUGGACAUUGGGGAGGAUGAGGAGGGUCUGAUGUCUGCCUUCUGCCCAGUCCAGCUUCAGGAGUUGCUGACUUUCAGGGACGUGGCGGUGGACUUCACCCAGGAGGAGUGGAGGCGUCUGGCUCCGGCCCAGAGGGCCCUGUUCAGGGACGUGAUGCUGGACAACUAUGAGAACCUGGUCUCCCUGGGGCUGCCUGCUUCCAGGCUGGACGUGGUCUCCCUGCUGAAGAGAGGCCAGGCACCGUGGAGGUCUGAAGGAGGCGGCUGGCACGAUUCUCUUAGUUGGCAUUCUGUGUUUGAAACCAAGGACUCGAAUGUAUUUCAGUGCAGCAUGCAACCAUCAGCAAAGAAAAAUCUUCCAAAUGACAGUCCCUGGCAUCCCGAAAUGAGCCAAAUUGGGGGAGAAUAUGACUUAAAGAAUCAGAUGGUCAACCAGGAUAGAUAUUCCCAAGUAACAGUCACUCCCAGAACAACUUCUCUUGGGGGAUAUAUUAGUCUGGAGUCAGUAUUUCUUGCAUUAUGGAGAGGUAGUAUGGAAGAAAGUCUCCCUAAAUAUAAGACACUUGAUCAGAACUUUAGGGCUUUUUCGGAGCUAAUUACAUGUAAUUCUUUUUCCUUAGGAAAGAAUCUUUCUAAGUAUAGCACUUGCAGGAAGCCUUUCAGUUACCACUCAGACCUAAUUAAAUUUCAUAGAGAACAAGGUGGAGAAAAGCUCCAUGCAUACAAUGAAUGUAAGAAGGCCAGUGGAAGAAGGUCAAGUAUUAAUGAACUUCAGAGAAUUUGUGCUGGAGAGAAACAUUACAGAUAUAAUCCAUAUGGGAAAGUGUUUAACCACAGGGGGAGCUUAACCAAAUUUAAAAGGAUUCAUACUAAAGACAAACUCUUUGAAUGUAAUGAAUGUGGAAGAACCUUCAGCCAAAAGACAUACCUUCUUUAUCAUCAGAAAACUCAUAUUGACAUGAAACCCUUUGAAUGCAAUGAAUGUUGGAAAACUUUCAAUAAGAGGGGACACCUUAUUCGACAUCAGAGGACUCAUACUGGUGUGAAGCCUUUUGAAUGUAAUGUGUGUGGGAAGGGCUUCAGCCAAAGGGGAAACCUUAUUAGCCACCAGAGAACUCACACUGGUGAGAAACCUUUUCCAUGCAGUGAAUGUGGAAGAGCCUUUAGUCGGAGGACACACCUCAUCUAUCAUCAGAGAAAUCAUACUGGAGUGAAACCCUUUGAAUGUAGUGAAUGUGGGAAAGGUUUCAUCCAGAUGGGGAGCCUUAAUAGACAUCAGAGGGCUCAUACUGGGGUGAAACCCUUUAAAUGUAAUGAGUGUGGCAAAGCCUUCAGAGAGAAAGGAUGCCUUAAGAGACAUCAAAGGAUUCACAGUGGAGUGAAACCCUUUGAAUGUAAUGAAUGUGGCAAAACCUUCAGUAAGCUAGAAAGUCUUAUGAGCCAUCAAAGAACUCAUACUGGAGUGAAACCCUUUGAAUGUAAUGAAUGUGGGAAAACCUUCCAAGAAAGGGGAUGCCUUAAUAGACACCGGAGAACUCAUACUGGAGUGAAACCUUUUGAAUGUAAUGACUGUGGGAAAGCCUUCCAGGAGAGAGGCUGCCUUAAUAGACAUCAAAGAACCCAUUCUGAACUGAAACCCUUUACAUGUGAUGAAUGUGGGAAAGCUUUCCGUGAACGGGGAUGCCUUAAUAGACAUCGGAGAACUCAUACUGGAGUGAAAUCUUUUACAUGUAAUGAAUGUGGGAAAGCUUUCAGUGAGAAUGGAAAGCUCAUUAGACAUCAGAGAACUCAUAUUGGAGAGAAAACAUUUGGAUGUAAUGAAUGUGGGAAAAACUUCAGUCGGAAAGCAAAUCUUAUUAGACAUCAAAGAACUCAUGCUGUAAAGAAACCCCUUAAAGGCAAUAUAUAUGAAAAAGCUUUUAGUGAGAAUACACACUUCAUUUAUCAUCCAAGAAUUCGUAGUGGAGAAAAAUCCUUUGACUGUGGUUAUAAAAUGUAGGGAAGACUUUUAAAAGAAGGGAGGCAAAAGAAGAGAUGCCUUAUUAGACAUCAGAGAAUUCAUGCUGGAAUAAACCUUUGUCAAUGACUACAGUUGAGUAUAACAUCUCAAAUAACUUUAAUAAAUGUAGACUGAGUUACAGUCACAAGCAAGAUUAGUUUAUUAGUAGUGACAUGUAUGCCUGUUAACAAAGUGGAUCACACUGGCAACCUUAACAAAACCAAUGACCCCCAGAAAAUGGUAUGCUUUCAUCUGCAUUCUGACUCCAACACACAACAGAGAAGGGGUCAUGGUAUACAUGGAGAAAAUGGAAUAGGUUGUAGAGUUGGGACAAGAACAUUAGGAUUAGCUGUAUUGAGGAAGGUGGGCUGGCAUUUUUCAGGUAAGGCUAAUCAUAUCCUCUAAUAAUUAAGGGGCAUUCAUUGUUUUGUGGGACUUAUUUGUAUCUUGUAGUCUUUGCCAUAUAGUAUCACGACUAAAAGAUUGGCUGUCUCUACGAAAGAGAUAAAACACCCUUAACUACAGAAAAUCAGGAAAAGGCAGAUGACAUCUUGGGGGACAGCAGUUUUGUAGAGCUAACCAAAUAUCCACCAAGUGUCCUGGGGAUAUUGCCAUGAGAGAGAACCUCUCUUUUCAACUAAUUUUAAGCUAGCUCUGCUGGAUUCCUGGACUGCCAGGUUGACACGGACCCAAUUUAAAAAGUAAUACAGAGCAUAAAAUCAGCUCCAUUGUGAAGUCGCCACAAGACCAGAAAAAUCAUUUUUCAGAAGGUGAAGUUUGAGCUGAGACUGGAAGGGAGCCCAGAGGUAGGUCAAAGUGAGGAAGGAGAACUUUCCAAACACAUAGCUAGUAACUAGCUACGGCCAGAUUUAAACUUGGGAAUUCCUGACUCCAAGCCCAGGGCUCCUUCUAUUGCACUGCCAUUUACCUCUAAGUUCUAGAUAACAAACUAUGGAAUGAGUCAGUCUUUCUAUGAAGAAGGUGCAUCAAGACCAUAUUUUUUUUUAAUUUAUCUAUUACAUAAAAUAAAUUUCCACACAAGUUUUUCUAAGUUAAAUGAUCGAAUUCAUCUCCUUCCCUCCCUCCCUUCCUUCCCCCUCCAGUGCUGGCAAGUGGUUCGGUCUGGGUUAUACAUGUAUUAUUGUGCAAAACAUUUCCAUAUUGUUCAUUUUUGUGAAUAAUCUCACAAAACCAAAACCCCAAAACAUAAACCCAAAUAAGCAAUUGAAAAAUGGUAUGCUUUCAUCUGCAUUCUGACUCCAACAGUUCUUUCUCUGGAGGUGGAUCAAAUUCUUUGUCAUUAGUGCCUCAGAAUUGUCCUGGAUCAUUGUUUUGCUAAGAGUAGUUGAAUCUAUCACAGGUGAUCAUUCCACAGUAUUGCUGUUACUGGGUACAGUGUUUUCCUGGCUCUGCUUAUUUUACUCUGCAUCAGUUCAUGUAGGGCUUUCAAGCUUUCUGAAAUCAUCAUCUUCAUCGUUCCCUAUAGAACAAUAGUAUUCCAUUACCAUAAUAUUCCACAAUUUGUUCAAUCAUUCCCCAACUGAUGGACAUCCCUCAAUUUCCAAUCCUUUGCCAUCACAAAAAGAGCAGCUAUAAAUAUUUCUGUUUAAACAAGUCCUCCCCUCCCCCCUUUUUUUUUAUCUCUGGUAUCUAGAACUCGGUGAACUAGUGGUAUUACUGGAUCAAAGACUAUGCAUUGAUUUAUAGUCCUUUGGGCAUAAUUGCAAAUUGCUCUCCAAAAUGGUUGGAUCAGUUUGCAACUCCACCAGCAAUGCAUUAAUGUCCUAAUUUUGCCACAUCCCCUUUAACAUUUAUCAUUUUUCUCUACUGUCAUAUUGGCCAAUCUGAUAGUUGUGAGGUGGUACCUCAGUCAUUUUAAUUUGCAUUUCUCUAAUCAAGAGGGAUUUAGAACAGUUUUUUUCAUAUGAUUAUUGAUAGCUUUGAUGUCUUCAUCUGAAAAUUAAUUAUUCAUAUCGUUUGGCCUUUUGUCAGUUGGGGAAUAACUUGUAUUUUUAUAAAUUUGACUUAGUUCUUUUUAUAUUUAAGAAAUGAGACCUUUAGCAGAGAAAUUUGUUAUAAAUUUUCCCUCCAGUUUGUUGUCUCCCUUCUAAUCUUGUUGGUGUUGGGUUUGUUUGUACAAAACCUUUUAAAUUUGAUAUCAAAAUAAUUUAUUUUACAUCCUGUAAUGUUCUCUAGCUCUCAUUUGGUCAUAAAUUCUUCCCUUCCUCAUAGAUCUGACAAAGUAUUCUAUCUUCCUCUAAUUUACUUAUCAACUUUUAUGUCUAAAUCAUUUACGCAUUUUGACUUUAUCUUGGUAUAAGGCAUGAGAUACUGAUCUAAACCUAAUUUCCUCAUACUGUUUUCCCAUUUUUCCCUGCAGUUUUUGUAUAAAAAUAGUAAGUUUUUAUCCCCCCAACUGGAUAAGACACUAGGUUGCUGAGGUCAUUUGCCCCAGUCUAUUCCACUGAUCCACUCUUCUAUUUCUUAGCCAGUACCUGAUUGCUUUGAUGAUUACUGCUUUACUGAACAAUUUGAUCUGGUACCACUAAUCCACCAUCCCUUGAAUUUUCUUUCCAUUACUUCCCUUGAUAUUCUUGAACUUUUGUUCUUCCAGAAGAAUUUUGUUAUUUUUUCUAAUUCUAUAAAAUAGUUUUUAGUAGUUUGAUUGGUGUGGCACUGACUAAGUAAAUUAAUUUAGGCAGGAUUGUCAUUUUUAUUAUAUUAGCUUGGCCUACCCAUAAGCAAUUAAAGACCACAUUUUUUUGUAGAUUGGGCCCAAAGUCUUCUCCCCCAAAGCUCCCCAAAAUAAAUGCUGUGGAAACUGUCCUUCAGGAGUCCUAGAAAGCAUCCUGUGGUCCUUGCUUGCAUGACCCUGUCAUUGUCCCAAAUAACAGAUUGAGAAAUAGAAUUUGGACUCUAGCAUACCAGGUAUAUUAGCAUCUUGAAAGUAUUAUUGGUGUAUUGAUAUUGUAUCUUAUGUGUUCAUAUACCAGACUCAUGGUCAUGUUACUUAUUGAUGAUUGUAUUUCCAAAUCUUCAAUCCAAAGGACAAAAGAAUUCCUGAGCAGGACAAUAUUUGCCACAGGGUCCGAGCUCCCUCCUUGUUAGACCACAUUCCUUACCUAGUCACAUGUUUGAUUAACCUCCUCUUUGAUUAUGUGAUUGUCCAUUGAGCCACUGUUAAAACCUAUGCCAUGUCACAUGUUCCUUAGCUAUCUCCCACUCCGCAUUCCUAAACUCUCCAAUAAAAAUUUGAGGACCUGUGGAGAGCCCCCUCUCAAUUAGAUCACAGGGGCACCCACAAUGGAGCCCAUGUUUUUUAA